UGACAACAUUCACAUUUGGCUUCUUAACUCUCUGUACAUGGAUAAUAUCAUCUGGCACCUGGUCUGGCCUGGACCAGCCGGCCGAAUUUCACCAGGAUGAACAUUACCGAGAAAACGAAGCUUUAAGCAUAUCAUGUAAAUGUUCUGUCCUCCACGUCAGUAACAAAACAAAACCAACUUUGGCGUUUAAGGGAUCUUCUGAAAGCGUUGUGGCCUUCCAUGCGAUUUUGGCUUUUGAGAGAUGGGCAGUGUCCUUGUUAUGCGUGCUCUAUGAUUCAUGGUUGCACCUGUUGCACAAUGUGAAUGAUACAGAGGAAAAGAGAGAAAUGUGUAAAUGUGAGAUUCUACAGUUUGAGGUGCAUUUUCUCUCUGAGACUGUCUGUCUUUUACAUAAGAUGGAGGUGAAAGCAGACAUUUGGUGUACCCGAACCACCAGCUUUGUUCUACUGCAUCAUUGGAGAACUGUUCAUAGUUUUAGCAUUUUCAAGGAGGGUAAUCCUAAAAGCAACAUUCUGCAGGAUUCUAAGUGUGCAGACUUUAAAACUGGAUUGCUGAAAUGCCAAAUCCUUCAAUUGUGCGAAAUCUUUUUAAUGUCAUUUCCAACAUCCUGCUCAAAAGAAGCAUGCAUGCUCCAAGAAGAAAUGUUCAGCUUUCAUGUUUGCACAAAAAUAUGGAAUGUACAUUCAGCCUGCAGCAGAUGUGUCGGAAGAUUUUUCCUGGCCACAGGCCUUUUGGUGCUAAUCUACACAAACAGACUUAAAACAAACUCGGCUGCAUCUGCUCCUAACAGCAACACCAUGGUGGGGAUGCUGUUCACCACAGCAACGCGUUGUUCCUCUGACUGGUCCGUGACGACUUUUCACCUCGUUUGUGUUCUAGCAAAAACUAUUAACGUUUUAAUUGUUUGCAGGGCUGUGCAUUUGGUCCUGAACAGAUUUUUAAAUUUACGCCUGAAGUCAAUGCCCAUACCUGUCACUGCGUUGAUUUUUUUUAUGACUUUUAACGUUACUUUGCUAAAUAGAAACUUGAGACACUGGUCUUCAGACGUCAGUAUGGAGGGUAGAGUUGAAUCAACACUAACACCGCGAGCUGUUUUAGCACAGCUUGAGUUUCUGUCUUUUUUGUAUUGUUUAUUUGCCCUGCUUCCCUUCUUGCUUCAAUUCAUCCGCACUAAGCUGAACUGUUCACAUGUCCUUCUUCAUCUCCAGCUGGUGACACACCCGCAACACCUAAGAACACCGAGAAAGUAUGUGCUUUUUGUAAGAAUAUACAGAUUUAAUUAAUUCUUAAGCCAAUUUUCAGUUAUUCUACUGAAUCAAUAAAUAUUGAAAUUUAAAUAAAUUGAUUUCUUUUUCCUGUUU
Molecule: messenger RNA, 1361 nt
Organism: Xiphophorus hellerii (green swordtail)
Lineage: Eukaryota; Metazoa; Chordata; Actinopteri; Cyprinodontiformes; Poeciliidae
Exons: 5
Coding region: 327-1283 (318 amino acids)
Source: RefSeq, a predicted model, not a curated record